Rubroshorea leprosula is the source of this 822-nucleotide messenger RNA. NCBI's taxonomy places the organism in Eukaryota, Viridiplantae, Streptophyta, Magnoliopsida, Malvales, Dipterocarpaceae. The record is from the annotation of a GenBank genome assembly.
CAAGUAUUGCUUGCAUAGCUUUCCUCCUCUCUCAAACUUGUAAAGCAACUAACUUAAUUAGUUGCUUGGCGAGUGCUCUCUCCCUCUGUUUCUGUCAUCCCCUAGCUCCUACUUAUACACCUAGUUAAUUUAUCUCAAACUCACUUACUAUGGCGCAAAACAAACUAUUUUUUGCAGUUUUUAUCUUCCUUUCCCUCAUAUUCAUACUAGAAAUCCAGUCUGUUGAGGGAAGGCAUUUGAAGUUUCACUCAGAAAAACUUAAGACCUACAAAAGAUUUUUUGCAAAGGAAACAGAGGAAACAGCAAAGGUUGUUGAGAGCAGAAGUAGCUUGCAUGCUGCUGACAAAAUAAAAGCAGUAAAUGCUGAUGUGCAGUCUCCACCAGCAGCACCAUUGACACCAGGUGCCAUGGCUGGAGCGUCCCAAGCGCCACCACCACGCCAUGUUGAUAACUUCAGGCCUACGGCGCCUGGUCACAGCCCUGGCAUCGGCCAUGGAAUUCAUGACUAGGACAAUUUGCUGAUCAAGAGUAUAAACAAAAAAAAAAGGAGGGAACUAGGACAAGUUAAUUUCUUUGUGGAUUGCUUUAAUUGAUUUAGCACAUGUGUGCUCUCAUUAGUCCACUGUGUUAAAAAGUGCCUAAGUAGUCAUUUGCUUCGUUAUCUAGAUAUCUAGAGCUUUGUCAUUCAUUUCAUCACUUUUUUUUUUUUUCACUAUGCAGUGUUUUUUUUCACAAAUGUGUAUUGGUGUGGAUUCAAUUAGCUUUUGUAAUUGCUUCCAAAUGCUUUAUCUAUCUUCCCUGGAAUUAAUCAUCAUUUCAACU